AAUCCAGAAGCUCAGACCAACAGAAACUCCAGCAGUUUAGGGGAUAUCGCAAGUUUUUCAGAUAUCAACCUUUUGCUUCAAUACCAUUGCACACAUUAUCGUUUGUCGGACAUUGGCCGGCAAAUUGGUUUGACAUCGGUUUGGUGCCAUCGCUAGGCGAGUUCAUAUAAGAAAAACCAAACACGUCGUUCCUCAAACGCUUUACACGUAUCCUACUCACACGCAACUACGCGAGUGUUAAAAUAAUAAACCAAACAAUGGUUGUUAAACACAAUGUGAAGGGCUAUGAUGAGUUCUCCAAAAAAAUGGAGGAACUUGAGGGCAACGGCUCGGCUCAGGUUCACGUACUUUUUAGUGGUGGAAAGGACGAAAACGGUGAGAGCUGGUGCCCGUAUUGCGUCAAGGCCGAACCAGUGAUAUCCGAUGCGCUAAAGAAGGCCCCAGACAAUUCACACUUUGUUCAUGUUGAUGUGGGAGAACGAAGCUACUGGAAAGAUUUAAAUUGUCCAUUUCGCAAGGAUCCCAAUACACACUUGAUUUUCUUGCCGACUCUGCUACGCUGGAAGUCUCCACAACGUUUGGAUGGCGAGCGUUGCUCGAAUAAGGAUCUCGUCGAAAUGAUGUUUGAGGACGAGGACUAAACUUAAAUAAAUGCAUCCUGCUAGCGGUGGCGGAUAAUAUACACAUUUAAUAUACACACAAAAGAUUGUUUCGUUUCUUUAAAAAUGUUACAUGCAAUAUAUUUUCUCUCAUAUACAUAUA
Scaptodrosophila lebanonensis is the source of this 762-nucleotide messenger RNA. RefSeq names its product thioredoxin domain-containing protein 17. Lineage: Eukaryota; Metazoa; Arthropoda; Insecta; Diptera; Drosophilidae. The record is from RefSeq and is a predicted model, not a curated record. Gene Ontology annotation, molecular function: protein-disulfide reductase [NAD(P)H] activity. The coding region runs from base 258 to 641 and encodes 127 amino acids. The transcript has 3 exons. Gene Ontology annotation, cellular component: cytosol.